Molecule: messenger RNA, 2109 nt
Organism: Diorhabda sublineata
Lineage: Eukaryota; Metazoa; Arthropoda; Insecta; Coleoptera; Chrysomelidae
Product: toll-like receptor 8
Exons: 1
Coding region: 136-1812 (558 amino acids)
Molecular function (GO): protein binding
Source: RefSeq, a predicted model, not a curated record
CAAACAAUGAACGUGAUGGUUAUGUUAGGUUAUGUUAGGUAAACGUAAAUGAUGCUAUUGUUAAAAUUGAGGUUCAACUAAUAUUGUUAUAAUAACCGCAUUAAAAGUAGUUCGAAAACGUAGUCCGCAUCAAAAAUGAACCAAACAAUCAAAUAUUUUAUUAUAUUGCUGGUAAAAACUGUGCAUAUAAGCGAGGAAUGCGAUUUUAUAGACAAAUCAUUUUUUUGUGAAGAAUCAGAAUCUUUGAUGUUUGAAUAUAAUUCGAAAGAUCAUUCUGAGGUGGAAGAAAUGAAAUUUUCGAAAUUAAACUACUCGAUAAUUAAGCAUUUUCUUGCAAAUAUUGAAGACAACGUUAAAGAACAGGUUAAAAUAAUCAGAAUUGCGGAAUGUGAAGUUGAAGAUGUUUCCGAGGACAUUUCAUCGAAUUAUCCCGAAUUGAAAAUUUUAGAUUUAAGCGAAAACAAUAUAGAAAACUUGGAUUUUGUAACUAAACUUCCCGAACAAUUAGAAGAAUUAUAUUUGAGAAAAAAUAAUAUAUCAACUAUUCCAGAGGUAUUUACGCACCUUAAGAUGUUAAAAGUAAUAGAUUUGAGCGGAUGUAAUAUCGAAAGUGUCAAUUUUAUUGUUUUUAAAAAUAAUUUGCAUCUGAUUUUAGUUAACGCAUCAUAUAAUAAUAUAGAAAUUUCGGAAUCCGAAGAAUAUUUAAAAAAUAUAGAGUGCGUGGAUUUGAGUUAUAAUAAAUUAAAAAAAUAUAGUAAUAUUCCGUCUUUGUGCUUAGAUUUUAGUUAUACCGAUAUGACAGGUUAUCGUUGGUAUAAUAUACCAGAAAAUAACAGAACAAUAAUGGUGGAAAAAUUCUAUUUUUCAGGAAAUCGACAAUUGAACUUGUUAGCAACUAACGUUAAAAAUGAAACUGUACCAAUGGUAAUUAAAUAUCUGAAUCUUUCUUAUUUCAAAGGUAAUUUGAGUGAGCUAUGCUUAGAAAAAGUGAAAAUUAAAAAAUUAUUAACGUUAACAAACUCUAAAAUAGAAAAUUUAGAUAAAUCCAGCUACGAUUUUCAAAAAUUGUUUUAUAUCGAGGGAACAAACGCAACUUUGGAUUUAUCAAAUUGUUCGAUAAAAUAUAUCUCCGAAAAUUAUUUCCAAAAUUAUGAUUUAGGUAGGUUGAAUUUGUGUUAUAAUAAUUUUAAGACUUUAAAAAACGGUGUUUUUAAAAAUUCUUAUAUUGUACAAUUGGAUUUGUGCCAUUCUCAGAUUUAUAUAAUCGAAAAUGAAGCAUUUUUAGGUCUACACGUUUCUAUUUUGAAUAUAUCAAAUAAUCAUUUAGAGGAUUUACAAUUUUUACAACAAAUUACAACGGUACGAUCUAUAGAUUUAUCGAAUAAUAAUAUAAAAUCUAUUUAUUUAGAAGAACUACGAAAUUUAAAAGAUCUAACACAUAUUAAUUUGAGUUAUAAUAAGAUAAUUUCUAUUCCUACACAUAGUUUUUCUUUAAAUAAUAUAAAAUUAAUUGAUUUAAGUAACAAUAAUAUUAAACAAAUUAAGAAUGGAACUUUUGUAAAUAUCCAAAAUUUGGAGGAGUUGUAUUUGCAAAGUAAUAACAUAGAAAUUAUCGACGAUGACGCUUUUCAAUAUUUGCCGGUGUUGCAAAAAGUUGAUUUGAGAGGAACUAGUAUUUAUGGUAUUAAAAAAUAUGCAUUCAAUGUAGGCAGUUCAUAUUUCAACAAAAUAUAUUUAAAACAUAACGAAAUUUCAAAUCUACAAUUGGUUUGUGAACUUUUCAGAUCAAAACCGUAUCGGUCAACGUGUUAACUCUGUUCAUAUAAAUAAAUUUCUAUCGAAACUUCAAAAACACAAAUUUUCUUUAAACCCUUAACUAAUGAACACAUUUGUUCAUAAAAUUAUACAUUGAAUGAAACAAUCUAUAAACUUGUAAUAAAUUACUUAGAUGUCUAAAACUACUUAUUCAUUUGUUGGGUUUAGUUUUAUCAUGUCAAUAAAAUAUUUCCAACGUUUUUCGUAUAAUAUGUUUUAUCAAAUCUUUUUUGUGAACAUAUUAUUUUAACACGCUUUUAAUAGUUUCACCUGUAUGUUUUAGAUUUUGAUUGU